AUGACUGUUCAAGUAACUAAUAAAAAGCCAAUAAAAAAUAAUCAGUUGAGAAAUGAACUUUCCAAGGAAUUAAGUUUUCUAAAAAAUAUGUUUUCAGCAGUAACAAUACCGUCACAAAAGAAAGACGAUGAUGACAGCCAGAUGGAUAUCGAAAUAACUAAUAAUCAAAAAAGCCAAAAUGAAAAGGAACUUCCACAUAGAGCACGUAGUAUUGUGGAGUUAGAAGAAAAAUUAGAAAAAAUAAAAUCUCGGAAUAAAUUUAAUCUUAAAAGUAAAUUGGUAAAGAAAAGCUUAAGCAGUAAGCUAAACAAGAAAAUUAAGAAAAAAGAAAGGGUUAAGCUAAAUAAACAUAAAGUUAAAGCUACACUUGAUGCAUCCGAAAAUGACAACAAGGUUAAACCUAAUACAAAUGUAAAUAUGGCAAAACCAAUAUUUAACAAUGAGGGCAAAUUAGUAUUUUCUAAGUUUGAUUUUGCUAAGUUGGGUGACAAAGAUAGAGGAAUGAAAUCUAAAAAAGAUCCUAAAAAAAUAUUAGAUAAUCUUCAACAGCAAGAAGAGAAAUUCCAAAAAUUAGCAGAAACAGACAUCAAUAAAGCAAAGGAGUUAAAAGAAAAAAUUGCUUGGACGAAUAUUUUACAAAAAGCAGAAGGUGAAAAAGUUAAAGAUGAUCCAAAUCUAUUGAAAAAAUCUAUCAAGAAAAUGGAGCAAAAGAAGAAAGUCAGUAAAAAGAAAUGGGAAAAUAGAAUUCAAAGUGUUGAAAAUAAAAAAGAAGAGAGACAAAAGAAGAGGAAAGAAAACAUUUCUAAAAAGAAAAAAGAGAAAAAAUCAAAAAUUGUGAAAGCAGCUGUCAAGAGAGGAAGAGUUGUAAUC
Molecule: messenger RNA, 870 nt
Organism: Brenthis ino (lesser marbled fritillary)
Lineage: Eukaryota; Metazoa; Arthropoda; Insecta; Lepidoptera; Nymphalidae
Source: the annotation of a GenBank genome assembly